CCUCACGUGACCAGGAGCCUAUGUCUGCCCAAGUCCUUCUCAUCCCGGUCCUUUUUGCCUGUCCAGACACCGUCUUUCUAUUAUCCUUUGGUCGAGAAGGAAAGCAGAAAAAAACUGCUUGAAGAAGAAAAUUCUCAACAUGGAAAACUCAUGCAAAGAAAAUGAAGAGCCACCGCAGACCACUCUAAAGAUCGAAGAAGAGCAGCCUCCUGUGGAGCAGUCUCUUGAAAAUCAGUGUUCUGAAGAGGACCAAUCCUCUGAGGAUCUGUCCUCAGAGGAGCAGUCCUCAGAGGAAGAGUUCUUUCCUGAAGAGCUUCUACCUGAGCUGCUGCCAGAGAUGCUGCUCUCUGAAGAUCGUCCUCCGCAGGAGUGCCUCUCAAGGAAGAACUUGUUCGAGGACCGUAUUCCCAUGGAGCAACCUCCCUGUGGGGUGGGCAAACACAAGCUAGAGGAGGGAAGUUUCAAAGAAAGGCUGGCCCGUUUCCGUCCUCAAUUUAGAGGAGACAUACAUGGCAGGAAUUUAAGUAAUGAAGAAAUGAUACAGGCAGCGGAUGAGUUGGAAGAGAUGAAAAGAGUGAGAAAUAAAUUGAUGGUAAUGCAUUGGAAGGCAAAACGGAGCCGUCCUUACCCUAUUUAAUGUGUCCCACCUUUUAUUGUUUUGCAUUGCUACCUGGACCCACUGUUUGCAUCUUCUCAUAUGCCAUUUCCCUUUGUUGUGAUUUUUGUGCAGUUUUAUUUCAGGUGUUUGACUUGUAACUGGCACAGGAUGUUUUUUUUUUUUUAAUCUUCUAAAAUCUGAGUAUGAUCCAUUUGCAUGGAAAGAUAUACAUUAUAUAUGUGUGGUGAUAAAAACAAAGGGUAUAUACAUAGCAUCCCAUUUUUGUAAAAGGAAACAUUUCUAUAUUAAUAUGCAAAGAAAAGCUAAAAACUAUGUACUUAAAGGCUAACUAAUAUUGGUUAUCUGUGUGGUAAAGAUAAUAGGUGAUUAUUAUAUUUUUAAAAUUUUGCUUUAUCUAAAGUCUCACAUUUCAUGAUGAACACAUUUUAUUUAUGUUGUACAACAAACAAUAUAAUGAAAAAUGUGAAGCAAUUCUAAAAAAGCAAAACAUGUUAAUCAGCUUAUAAAGACAAUGUGCUGCUUAAUAAAUAUUUAUCAGAACUUAAAAGUUAA
Molecule: messenger RNA, 1171 nt
Organism: Psammomys obesus (fat sand rat)
Lineage: Eukaryota; Metazoa; Chordata; Mammalia; Rodentia; Muridae
Gene: Tceal1
Product: transcription elongation factor A like 1
Exons: 2
Coding region: 140-637 (165 amino acids)
Source: RefSeq, a predicted model, not a curated record